Parnassius apollo (apollo) is the source of this 339-nucleotide messenger RNA. The record is from the annotation of a GenBank genome assembly. NCBI's taxonomy places the organism in Eukaryota, Metazoa, Arthropoda, Insecta, Lepidoptera, Papilionidae.
AUGGUAUCCAUAACCAAGAAAAGGGAUGGAUUGGGAGCAAACGGUCUCAGGAGGCGGGGCAGACAAACCUACACCAGAUAUCAAACGCUAGAGUUAGAGAAAGAGUUCCACACGAAUCACUACCUCACGCGAAGGAGACGUAUAGAGAUGGCGCAUGCGCUGUGUCUCACGGAGAGACAGAUUAAGAUAUGGUUCCAGAAUCGAAGGAUGAAAUUAAAGAAGGAGAUACAGGCUAUAAAGGAAUUGAACGAGCAAGAGAAACAGGCGCAAGCGCAGAAAGCGGCCGCGGCGGCGGCGGCGGCGGCUGCCGCGGCCGCGCAGGGCCAUCCCGAGCACUAG